CGAACACAAAAUAUUUUCUCUAAUAUGGAUGGUUUUGUCUAUAACCUUCCGGGCGCAAACCCUAAUCAACAGUUCUUUAAUAACCAAGUUCCACUUGUAAACUUGUCUGCCACGUCAGAUGAGUCUAACCGGAGUGCAGAGGAUGAUGAGAAGAAGCGGAGGAGGAAGGUUUCGAACCGGGAAUCAGCUCGGAGAUCGCGUAUGCGGAAAAGGCGACACCUGAACGAGUUGUGGUCCAUGCUUGUUCAUCUCAUCAACGAGAACAAAUGCCUGUUCGAUGAGCUAAGCCGAGCCAAUGAGGGCUACGAGAAUGUUGUUGAAGAAAACAAGAAACUUCGGGAAGAAAAUUCCAAGUUGAGAAAGAUGAUUGGUGAGAUAGGUUUCUAAUGUAGAGAGCGAUCAGA
This is a messenger RNA of Brassica oleracea var. oleracea, 404 nucleotides long. RefSeq names its product basic leucine zipper 43. The transcript has a single exon. The record is from RefSeq and is a predicted model, not a curated record. Gene Ontology annotation, molecular function: DNA-binding transcription factor activity. The coding region runs from base 25 to 387 and encodes 120 amino acids. Lineage: Eukaryota; Viridiplantae; Streptophyta; Magnoliopsida; Brassicales; Brassicaceae. Gene Ontology annotation, biological process: regulation of DNA-templated transcription.